GUCUCUCAACCUCCAAUUCGUCAAAUUAACGAUAACCAACGACAAGAACUUGGGAUGUCUCAUCUCCCAUAUUCUCCUCAAUAAUAUCAUAAUUCAAGACUCUUUGUUUAGUCUUUUUCCCCUAAAUUAAACAAUAAAAUCUAAUUUAUAUAUUUAAUUAUUAAUUCAAAAGUAAUAAAUUUUGUAUUCGAUAAUACCGAUUGGGAUACCGAAGUACUGAUUGGGAUACCGAAAUAUUUAGAGAUUGGGAUUGGGAUACCGAAAUUAUUUAAAGAUUGGGAUUGACUUUAGAUGGUAAUUCGAUAUUCGGAAUUUUAGUAUUUGAUAUUGGGAUACCGAUACCGAUACCGUACCGAUUUCCACCCCUAUAAUCGUUCCCAUAUUUCCCUAGGUCUUCCUUUAUCCUUCCCGCAGCAUCGGCGAAGUCGAUCUGAAGAACGGCCCUACUCCUGCUUCGUUCUCAUAUUUCCCUAGGUGUUCCUUUCUCCUUCCCGCACACUGGCGAAAUCAAUCUGAAGACAGCUUUCAUGUCCGGGUAUCUUCCCAUUCAAUCAAGUCCUCUCUCCACAGAAUGAAAUCAAGUCCUCCCUUCCCUUUCUCCUUCUGCAGCACCGGCGAAGUCGAUCUGAAGAAAGAUUAAAUCCUGCCGUCGUGGCAGUUUCAUUGUCGUUACCAACCGGCCGCAUGCAGUGGAGCAACAAGUGCCUAUAAAUAUCAAGCGAUACUCUCCUACAAGAAGCUGUUGGUACUUUCUCCACCUGGUGCGUAACCAUUAUUUCCAUCUGUUGAAUUGCAAGUGCUGUGAUUGUUACCAUUCUUAUUCUCGUUUCUUUUUGUUUUUUGGUAGGACACUAGAAUCGCUCGCUCCUACCUGUGAAGCUAUUCACCAAUGAUGCAAUGGAAUUUGAUUUCCGCAUUUGCCGUAAAUGGAAACCUCGGAACCCCAACCCAGAUAGAAUUCUACGACUGGAUGUGAUAUAUAUGGCUAGACCAAACGGUAAUUAUCGUACUCUUUCAUCCUUCCCUUUUCAUUUCCGGUUGGAAUUGAACUAGGAUGCUAUUUGGAUCCAAAUGCCAAAAUCCUACAUGGACAGAUUUGACCAACUCGUGGAAGAACAAAAUACAUACACCGUUGCCAACGUUUCCGUCCACCACCAUUGGACCGGCUGCUGAUCAUGUAUCUCCCUUCCUUACCCAGUGAUUAUAUUCCGAUUUCUCAAACACGAACCCUUAUCAUUUUGCUAGGUACUGUUCCUAACCUAUACACAUUUUUUUAUGGGUUGCUUUACAUGAUAUGGGUUUUGUUCUGAAUCCUUGCCUUUUUUGUUGUGAUUUGGAAGGGAAAUUCCUGUUGAAAGUUGUUUUAUGGGGAAGAUUGAUCCUUGAAUUAGAGCAAAUAGUUGAUGCUUCCACAAAUCCGCAAAAUAUUCUGAUCAUACCAUCUGUGAUGGUAUCCGAACUUAAUGGUGUGCCAGACUCUUUACAUGAAUGAGGACUACAUGAAUGACCAUCCUGAAUCUGAUUGCUGGCAAAUCUUAACAAUUUAUGGUCAAAGUUGGUGCCUGGAACAACGUCAUCAGUUAUAGUGUGUGAUUUGAUUAUGCUGAAAUUAUUCAUCGCGUAGGGUUAGUGAGAGUGGUUUCAGAUGAGAUGGGCGCCAUAAUCCAGUAGUCUAUGCUUUUAUUUACCUUUUUAUGGAACACACCUACUGCUUGUGUGUUGGAUUUGGUUCGCAACAUAUAUAUAUAUAUGCUAUUUAUUUGUGAGAUGGAACUCCUAAAUGCAUGCAUCUGAAUCUGAUCACAUUUUACUCAAAGAUUUGUCUUUUCCUAAAGGCCACGGCCGCUGUUAAUGAAGCCACUGUUUGGAUGCCUGUCUUAUUUGUAUUGGACUAUGCCGGUCUAAGUCGGGUUUCAAAACGACCUCUUUGAUUUGAACCUUCAAGAGGGAGAAGAAGAGAAGGAGAAGAGAAGAUAAGAAGUGGAACGAAGGAAGAAAGAUAUUGGUGAGUUAGUAAGUUAGGUAGAUUUAUUUUGUGAAAAAUAAAUUUUUAAUAGGUACAUUUAAGAUAAAUUUCAUUUCUGUCAUUAAAUCGUUAAUUACUAUCUUAUUUGUAUAUAUAUUUAGAAAACGACUAAAAUCGGUCAGACCCCAAUCAAACCAUUAAACAUCAAUCCCCUUUCUUGACCGGCUUAUUGACUUAAACUGGUUUGACAACCUUCAACAAUUAUUAUGUCACUCCUCCUCUCUUAGUUGAAUAAUCAGAGGAGUUAAACGGAUGGAGAUAAAAUUUAGAUGAGGCAAUUUAAUGUAUGGUAUGCUUCCACAAAGCACAAAUGGGGGAAGUCGGGCUUUGGCUGGACAAAUGGAGAGCUGAAAAUUAGAGAAGAAGGACAAUCUAUAUUUCAAUUUAUACGUUUUAAGCCGUCCCACUUUAAAAAUCGUUGAAUUUGAUGUCCCAUUUUGUCCGAUUCUUUACACCACCAAGCUAAACACACUUGAAAAAAAAAAUAACAUCAAUACAAUAUUUAAUAUUACUCCACCAAAAUCAAAACCCUAACCAAUUAUCUGGCCAACGCUAAUUCUCCACGUAAACAUCUUAUCUUUCCUCCACUCUUAUCUUGAUUAGUUACUCCGUACUCGUCUCCCACGGCCCCACACUCUUAUCUUGGUUGUUGUGCCUUCGUUUCCAUCGCCUCCCGCUCUCCCCUCCGAUCGCCAUUCUUUCUCCCCUUCGGUAGUACUUUCUGCUCUCUCUCUCAAAAGAUGGCACCGCCUCCUGACAAUCGCACAAACGAUUCCACCACCAACGCCGUCGCCCCUCCUCCACCCGGCGCCGCCGAUGACCAGCUGGAGUCAAUUAUGCGCUCCGCCCGGCCGUUCCUCCGCGGCGACCUCGAAUCGGUGGACGAAAACCUGCCCCGACUCGUCGCCGUCCUGCGAUCCGUCGGCGCAGGGGAGUGCUGGCACAAGCACGGCAGCUUCCUCGACCACCUCCUCGACAUCUACCGCAUCCUCAAGCUCUGGGGAGCUCCGGAAGCCGUCUGCCUCUGCGGCCUCUUCCACUCCGCCUACUCCAACUCCUACGUCAACCUCGCCAUCUUCGACCCUUCCACCGGCCGCGACGUCGUCAGGGCGCACGUCGGCGACGCAGCGGAGGACCUGAUCCACCUCUUCUGCGUCGUCCCCCGGCAGUCCCUGAUCCACGACGACCUCCUCUUCAGGUACCCCGACGACGCGGAGCUCCGCCGCCAUCUCUCCGAUUCCGAGGCUUCCGUGAGGAAGGCCAAGGGGGAAUUCGACGCAGGGGAGGCGUGGAGGGUGAAAUUGAACUCGAUUUUGCCCAGGGAAGGGGUGAAGGUGAGGCACAUCAAGACGGGGGAGGAGAUUUUGGUGUCGAGGAGAGUUGUGGCGGUGUUUUUGCUGAUGACGAUGGCCGAUUUCAGCGAUCAGUUGUUUGGAUUUCAGGAUGCUCUGUUCGACAACUCCGACGGGAGGCUGGAGUUCGCCGGCAACAAUUUCGGAGCUCUGUGGCCGGGCGACGGGAAGCCGGGGCUGUGGAUCAAUUCGAUCUCGAGGAUGGGCGCUGUUUACUCGCUGAUUGCGAGGGAAGAGGAGAUUGUUGAGAGGGAAUUGGGAAUUAGGGUUGAUGCGGCGGAGAUGGAGAUGGAGCUGGUGGUGCCGCCGGUGUUAAAGAGAUGUACAGAGAUUGUGGACGCCAAGGAGCAGAUGGAGGCGAGGGAGCUGUACUGGGAGGCGGUCGCCGGGAAAGGAUCGACAUCGGAGUUGGAGUUGGAGGCGGCGGAGGAGCUGCUGGUGAAGAGCGUGGAGAAGAAUGCGGUGGUGGGGGAGCCGCGCGUGGUGCUGGCGCAGGUUUAUCUGAGUAAAGGAAGGUUCGAGGAGGCGGAGAGGGAGGCGGCGGUUGGGUUGAGGCUGAUUUUGGAGUGGGGGAGCGCGUGGGAUAAACGGAUGUCCUGGGAAGGUUGGGUAUCUUGGGCCAGAGUUCUGCUCAUGAAAGCCGAAGAGAAGUCCUGGCCCAAUACUUCUUGGGGCAUACUUAAUUUGGGCCUCGUCAGGUAAAAUAUGAAAUUAGUGCGGUCCAGUCCAGGGAGUAACGAAACGAUCCCGUGCUGGCGGCUGUGGCUUGGUAAAGUCGUAACGUCCGGAAAUGUGAUAAAUUAAGUAUGCAAUAAUCCAAGAAUGAAAAUAAUAAUGAUUAUGACAUUUGUACCAUAUAAAUUGGCAUUUGUUAGCUAUGACCAAUUUGUUGUGGCAUGUUCACGGUUUGGGAAACAACUUGGACAGUUUGUUAAUCGUGUCGGCGGCGAAGGACAUUGAUCACAGUGUGGAUUGUCGAUCGUUAAUAGUCUUGUGUGUUACUGUGAAUAGUUUUUGCUGUCGUUGGUCGGGAGAACAGUGUAAUUGCGAUCGAACUUGAUGGAUAUAAAGUGUUUCGAUGCAAGUAUUUGCAUAACAGGGACAAAGUCAUCGAAUUGGAUAUGUACUAGUGACGGGAGGAGCCUCUGGUUUGUGGUGCUAGGCAUGAACAUGUCGGAUUGUAGGAUCAAACUCGGGACUAUACUAGUUGCUAGCUUGGAGAAGCUUUUGGUGCCUAAGCCUAAAAGGAAUGUACACAAAACGUCUUCCGUUUCUUUUCACUCUCGUCAGAAACACACAGUUAUGGUAGACAUUGUGUUCACUUUUCAAUAAGGAAACCGACCUAUGACUCAAGAAGUUACAAUUCUAUCUUUGCUCUAGAUCAAGCGAAUAAUCAAAAGGCAACCUAAUACCAAGAUCACCAGCUAACAAUCUUCAUAGUUAGUAAGUAGCAACCACCCAAAGUUCAUCUAAUGCGAUGGGUUGGAAAGGAAAGAACCCUUAAGUUCUAUCCAUCGUUAUCUUCAAUGCCUUGCACUAAGUCCUUUCCAAUUCCGCUUCGUGACUCGUGAAGAAUUCACACAAUUAUUAUGUUUGUUCAAGUGAAUCGUUUUGGAAUAAUGUUGAAUUGAGUGUUUGAGAUUGUGGAUUUCAUCGCCAGAAAAGGAAAAACGACAUAUUUAGCUAGUAUAUUAUCAAGUGACAGGAAAUUUUUUUAUCAGUUUACUCUCUCCGAUACACCUAAUUAAGAGUUGCCUAACCCAGUGGCAUUCAACUUGGAUUGCUUAUAUACUAUAAGGGCAACCCAAAUUCGUACCAGUGGCACUCACUUCGAGAAGGCUCCAUCAACGCAUCCUACUCGCUACGUCUAACAUGAAAACUAAGAAACAUGUUUUUUUUUCCGCGACUGGGGCCAAAUAAUAAGCCAUCAUAUAACUUCAAGACGUACGACCACUUUAUUGCUCUAUAAAUUCGACCACAACUUCAUCUUGAUAAUCUCGAUAAGCUCUUUUUCCCUCUAAACAUUUGGUCUAAUUCUUCCUCCCUUGAGGAGAACUGGCCACAUAUCUCUCCAGUCUCCUCAGUAGACUUCAACUCAUGACUGGCUUUCUUUCUUAAAAAAACAUCUUAAACAUUUGAGUCGACCAACAACGUUGCGAUGGUAAAUCACAUUUCAAUGAAUGAUUUGCGCAUUC
Molecule: messenger RNA, 5573 nt
Organism: Linum trigynum
Lineage: Eukaryota; Viridiplantae; Streptophyta; Magnoliopsida; Malpighiales; Linaceae
Source: the annotation of a GenBank genome assembly